GUCAUGAUUCACCUCCCAUGACCGCGCUUUAAGGCUCGGUCGAGACUCAGUGUCCUCCUUCACCAGGAGCACCACGCUGCUGCGUUUUUGCUUCGGAUCGAUCUUCUGUAGGAAUUUUCAGCCAGGAACAGAUUGUGGGUUGUUCAUGCCUCGCGGACACGGAGUAGUGCAUGCGAAAUUUUUGUCGUGGACAGUCUGUGGUUUCUGGUUUGGUGAAAUUUUUUGCUGUGAUGCCCUGCGCCUUCAGCUAAGUUGGGAGACAGUGUAGGAUGCUGUGGUUCGGGAGUCAUGCGGUGUUCGGUUUAUUUCCAGGGUGAUAGGCGAUGCGGUAGAGGGAUUGAUGGGAAGAGAGGAGCGGACUUGAUUGCAGCCAUCAUGAGGAAGCGCGACUUGGGAAUUCUGUUGCUCUCGGCGUUGUCCAUUUUCUAUUCGCUCCAGAACGAAGGGAGCCUUUCGUUUCGACCAGCGUGGGUGCAUUACAAGAAUAGUUCACCUAUAAAGCACGAAGCGGAGCGUCUACCACCGCCAGUUGUUGCCGAUCUGAAUGGAGAUGGUCACGUGGAGGUUGUUGUGGCCUCCGAAGACAAUCUUCAGGUUCUCGACCCACGGGUGUCAUUCGCUGAGAAUGGAUUUUCGCAAGCAGGGGUGUUGGCGGAAGUUUCUCUCCUGCCGGAUAGAGUGCGAGUGAGCGCUGGAAGGAGACCGGUUGCUCUAGCUGCAGGCGAGGUGAAACGCUUCUACAGAGCGCAGGAUUUGAAGAAGAAAGUGAUCGUGGUCGUGACAGCUGGGUGGAGCAUCAUGUGCUUUGACCACAAUUUGAAGAAGCUUUGGGAAGAUGAUGUUCAGGAUGACUUUCUACACGGUUCUCACCACAAAGAAGUGGCUAUCUCCAUCAGCAACUACACCUUGAAGCAUAGAGAUACUGGACUGAUCAUCGUGGGCGGGAGUAUGGAGGUUCAGCCUCAGAUGCACUUGGAUCCGUUUGAAGAGGAAUGGCUCGCUGAGAAAAUGUUUGAGAGUCACCGACGUGCAGCUGGUGCCAAAGAGGAGGGAGAGGAUGUGACAAAGAAGAUGGAUGGUGGCAAGGAGCGACAUUUUUCAUACUACGCAUAUGCCGGUAUGAGUGGCACUCGUCGGUGGGUUCAUAGAAGUGAGGACUUUCAACGUGCUACCAACGCUGGCGCAUUGCAACCGCAACACAAUUACAAGUUGGAUGCGAGCUCGCUUGCUACUCGGCACCUUGGAGAGGUUGAAUGCAGAGAAUUCCGGGAGUCAGUUCUAGACGUAAUGCCACAUCGAUGGGAGCACAGAGAGGACACAAGAUUCGAGUUGGCACAUUUUCGGAAACAUCGCCGAAAGUUGGUGAAGAAGAUGCAGGGCAAAGGCGGUAGUAUCCCAUCUGAGAAACCUGCGGACAAAAGUGCUCCAGGCAAGGAUGCGCAUGGUAAUCCCAUUGCCAAAGUUGUGGGCAAGGCUGCCGACCUAGCAGUUGGUGCGAAAGUUAAGAAGCAACAAUUUCAGUACGUUCCGAUGAUAACGAAUCACACGUCGUUUUGGUGGGUUCCCAAUGUGGUUGUGGCACACCUGAAGGAAGGGAUCGAGGCUGUACACUUGGCUACUGGCCGGACUGUGUGCAAGCUGUUUCUACCCGAAGGAGGCCUUCAUGCAGAUGUCAACGGUGAUGGGGUUCUUGAUCAUGUUCAGGCUGUUGGAGGUCAUGGAUCAGCACGUAUAGUGCCAACUGGAAUGACGGAAGCUCUGAAGCCGUGCUGGGCGAUUGCUACUUCAGGUGUACCUGUGAGGGAGCAACUUUUUAAUGGCACAGUGUGCCGGCAUUCACCUUUUCAAAUUUUCCGUUACCACGAGUUUUCUGGUGAAUUCGGGCGACGGCCGCAUCCAGGAGAUGCUCAAGAGUUUGUAGAAGUUCUUGCUCCAAUCAUUCUGCCACAUCCAGAUGGCCAGCGCCACCGCAAGGGGAGUCAUGGUGACGUUGUCUUCCUGAAUAGCCGUGGAGAGGUUACCUCUUUCUCUGUUUUGGGCCCGAAGCGCGGCCAAGAGGCUCAACACCGUUGGCAGGUUGCGACUACCGCGUUCUGGACGACGUCACCUGAUUUGGAAGGGGUUGGAACAGACCGUGUCAUUUCGACGUUGACAGCAUUGCCUCUGAGGAAGAAUGGGGAGGUUGACGCUAUUCUCGCAGUGGGGGAGCUCGAAGCUGUGGUGCUGUCACCGAAAGGCAGCCACGUGGCGCAGGUGCCCCUUCCAUCAGCCGGAUCAGCGCCUAUAAUAUAUGAUGAUUUUUCAGGUGACAAUUUGAACGACCUCAUCCUUGUAACCAAAGAUGGCAUCUUUGGUUUUGUACAAACCAGGCAACCGGGAGCUAUCCUGUUUCUUACCUUGAUGGGUGUACUGAUAUUGGUGAUGGGCGUAAUCUUUGUCACCCAGCACUUGGGCUCUGGUAAAGGGAAGUCCAAAGCGGGAGAGAGACGUAGUGCUACUGCCAUUUAGAGCCUUUUAGUGUGCCGACUUGUACCUGACGGCGAGGUAAAUUGUGUUUGUAACUUGAUCUUCAAGAUAGAACAGAGGGGCUGUUUCGCCUCGAUUUGUACGGGUCA
Molecule: messenger RNA, 2615 nt
Organism: Physcomitrium patens
Lineage: Eukaryota; Viridiplantae; Streptophyta; Bryopsida; Funariales; Funariaceae
Source: RefSeq, a predicted model, not a curated record